This is a messenger RNA of Paramecium sonneborni, 350 nucleotides long. The record is from the annotation of a GenBank genome assembly. NCBI's taxonomy places the organism in Eukaryota, Ciliophora, Oligohymenophorea, Peniculida, Parameciidae.
UAUUAAUUAAAAUAUUAAAUAAUUAUGGGCAACGCACAAAAAAAUGAUUAGAAGUUAAUUUCUACAAUUUGGUUAGGUGUUAAUGUAAUAAAUAAACCCUAUCUUAGGAUGAUUGGACAUCUAUAAUCAAAGAAAAAUUAUCUCGCAUUUCUGAAGAUUGGGCUACUUCUCUAUUCAAGUGUUUAUAGAGAUUUUCUAACAAAGAGUAAAACAAAUUUAGAAGCAAAAUAAAAUUAAUUCGUAUAAUUAUUUCUUAUUUCAUAGUAAUAGAAAAAUUGAAAGAUGAUCAAUAUGAUGAGCUAUAACAAUAAAGUUAGAUAUUUUUGUAAAUUCAUUUCAAUUUAUUAUGA